Messenger RNA from Penicillium canescens, 1191 nucleotides. RefSeq lists its product as uncharacterized. The transcript has 2 exons. The record is from RefSeq and is a predicted model, not a curated record. NCBI's taxonomy places the organism in Eukaryota, Fungi, Ascomycota, Eurotiomycetes, Eurotiales, Aspergillaceae. The coding region runs from base 1 to 1191 and encodes 396 amino acids.
AUGGCGCCACCGGCCGACCGCGUCGCUAGCAUCAUGCUGUUGUGGCACUCGCUCAAGCUCGUCUCCUGCACCACCCUGCAGACCUUGUGGGCAGGUUACGGACAAAUCUGUGCCAUUACUGCCAAGGCCUCCACCGAGGAAGCAGCAAAGCAUAUGGACAAGCUUUGCGGGAUGGAAAAGGAGCUGCUGGGACACCUUCGAAAAAUGAUGAGCUACGAGGUGGAGCAGCAUUUCUACAGCCAUUUGGUCCCACUGCUGGACGAAGAUGUUGGUGUUGCCAAAUGUCUUGCCUCGACUAGGGGCAUGGACGGCCAGGAGGGUGAGCAAGAACUUAAAGGUCUUAUGGCCACCAUCAUGGUCGAUUUGCGUGAAAAUUUUCCAAUCGCAGGCGAGAAGCGGAGUUUGCUGGACAGCACACAAGUCCAUGGGGCAAUAGACUGGCUAGCCCGCUUCCAUGGUCGUACACGGGAUCUGCUACAAAAAGGCCUUGACAUUGGUAAACACGUUUUGCCACCCUUUGAAGAAUCAAUAAAAAGACAAAGCGAAGCCAAUGAUAUUGGCAACGGGCUGUGGCUUAACGGAGGGUACACCUACCUUGCGACACGGCGCAAAGAGUACGAUUUUCUUGUCGAGGCCACCGACUCAGAGUGGUCAGAAGCGCUGUGCGAACCUUUCGAAGGAUCAUCACUAUCUGUGGCUGAGAUGGCUGCGUCGUUCUUAACACCAUCUGGAAGGCCGAUUGAGUCGUACAUUCACGGCGACGUCAAGUCAGAGAAUCUCUUCACAAACCUUACUAGAGAUAAGGUCGCGUUCUUCGACUUUCAGUAUGUUGGGCUGGGCCUCGGUGUCUGUGACCUCGCCAAACUGUUUACAUGCUCGGUUCCUCUGCAUAUGCUGGUUGAUGAUAUUGAAUAUGUGCCAGAGGAGCUGUUAAUGUGUGAUGGCGAGAGGCGGCUGCUCGAGUAUUACCGUAAGAGACUCAUCCCGGAUGGCGAGACGGAUGCAUAUGAUUGGCAUUCAUUCACACGACACUGGGAGACGGCCCUUGUGGAUUGGUGCAGGUUUCAGGCCUCGUGGGGCUUCUGGGGAAACACUGAGUGGCUUGAGGCCCGUGUAAGAUCGAUCUUGCAUGACGAGGAGUGGCGAAUCUGGAUUCAUCAGAAUGUCAGCAGUGAGAAUAAUAGACGAUAA